AUGACCAUAUUUGGUCAUGGGUCAACCUCCAAAAAGGAUAAUACAAUUGAUAAUGGCAAUUCAAAGCCUACAGCACUACUCGACGGGGUGACAACACCAGCACCAGGUUUUGGAAUUCGUUCAUACCUUCAUCAAUUUUAUCAAUCACCAGCUGUUGAGGACAUCGAAUCUGCUGGAGCCUGGUAUCUUUUACCACCGCCACCAGCACAACGAACAGGACUUUGGCUCUGUCGUAUGCUAACCGUUCUUGGCUUAAUUCUAUUAAUUGGUGGAGCAGUUGCUAUUAUUGUUGGAUACACUUGGCCUCAUGAAGGAGUUGAAGAAUCGAUUGCUCGAAUUGCUAUCUAUCAAGAUGAAGAUGGAAGCUUUUAUGUUCCACCGGAAAAACUUGCCGAAAUAUUAAAAGAUCCAAUGCGUCGUUGGAAGAUGUUUGGUUUAUGUACGUUUGCUACCGGUGCUGUAAUGCUUGCAUUAAGUUUGCUAACACCAACAUUGGUAGGUUCAUUCAAGAGUAAACAUUUAGCAGCAUUUAUGAGUGAAGAUAGCACACCAAAUGAGCCACCGAUUCGUCUUUAUCCGGCAAAUUCCGGUAAAAAUGAAAUGAAUCGUCAAAUAAACAAUAAUAUCAAUGAUAAACGUGAAAAAAUCACAUCUGAUUCUGGUCCAGUACCAGUACUAAAAGAAAUUACAAAAGUACAACCUGGUGAAGGUAAAAUUGGCUGCAAUGGAAAUGGUAACAACGAUGACAAUCAUUCAAAACAAAUUGUCACCGAUGAUCUAUUAUUGGGUGAUGAUGUCACACAACAACAAUAA
Molecule: messenger RNA, 813 nt
Organism: Brugia malayi
Lineage: Eukaryota; Metazoa; Nematoda; Chromadorea; Rhabditida; Onchocercidae
Exons: 6
Coding region: 1-813 (270 amino acids)
Biological process (GO): nervous system development
Cellular component (GO): neuron projection; transport vesicle; neuronal cell body
Source: RefSeq, a predicted model, not a curated record